Drosophila takahashii is the source of this 4045-nucleotide messenger RNA. RefSeq names its product kin of irre (gene kirre). NCBI's taxonomy places the organism in Eukaryota, Metazoa, Arthropoda, Insecta, Diptera, Drosophilidae. The record is from RefSeq and is a predicted model, not a curated record. Gene Ontology annotation, cellular component: plasma membrane; cell-cell junction. Gene Ontology annotation, biological process: cell-cell adhesion. Gene Ontology annotation, molecular function: cell adhesion molecule binding.
AUAAUUCCGAAAAAAAUCUUUAAAAAAUAUCUUAAUUACAAAAAAAUAAACUACAUUUUUAUUUUGUUAUUGUGUGUGCCUCUGUGUGUUUCUGUGUGUGCUGGCCAACUUCCUGUGCAACCGGUCUGCAAAACGAAAAAAAAAAUAAAAAUCCAACCCAUUCAUACAGCAUCCGACGCAAGUUGCACCUGCAACAUAAAAAAAAACAAAUACAACUAAAAAAAAAGAAAGAAAAGCAAUUUAUAGAAGUUGAAGUUGGCGACAUAAACCCGUUUUUUUUCGGGACGGGGGAACAAGGCAGCGCCUCCAAGGCCAAACACGAUAUCCACUUGGCCACAACACAAAAAAAAUAAGAGAAAAAAACACCUCGCAGGACCGCAAAAAUAAAAGUAAAGAACGAAAAUACAGCAGUGAACGACUUGCCACAUUUUUCCUGGACAUUUUCCUUUAUGCUGAGUUAACAAUUGCCCGGUGAAAAUGGCGAGAAUGCGCAGCAGUCGCCUCCUGGUGCCCCUGCCACUGAUUCUCCUGCUGAUCCUGACGACGCUGCUCCUCCUCCAGCCGACUGCCGUCCAAGCCAAGUCGAAGAAGAACAAGUCCAACCAGAACUCGCACCACAGUGACUCCUCCUCCUCCGCUUCGCAGGGAUCCUCCUCCUCGGCGGGAUCCUCCUCCUCGUCGAGUGACGAGAACAAACCGAAGGCCGGCGACAAUGGUGGCCAGCACUUUGCCAUGGAGCCGCAGGAUCAGACCGCCGUCGUGGGAUCCCGGGUCACGUUGCCCUGCCGGGUGAUGGAGAAGGUCGGCGCCUUGCAGUGGACCAAGGAUGACUUUGGCCUGGGCCAGCAUCGGAAUCUCAGCGGCUUCGAACGCUACUCGAUGGUGGGCAGCGACGAGGAGGGCGACUUCUCGCUGGACAUCUACCCGCUGAUGCUGGACGACGAUGCCAAGUACCAGUGCCAAGUGGGUCCGGGUCCGCAGGGCGAGCAGGGCAUUCGAUCGCGCUUCGCCAAGCUGACGGUUCUGGUGCCGCCGGAGGCGCCGAAAAUCACGCAGGGUGAUUACCUAGUGACCACCGAGGAUCGCGAGAUCGAGUUGGAAUGCGUCUCACAGGGCGGCAAGCCGGCAGCGGAAAUCACCUGGAUCGAUGGCCUGGGCAAUGUCCUAACCAAGGGCAUUGAGUAUGUCAAGGAACCGCUAGCCGAUUCGCGGCGCAUAACGGCCAGAUCGAUUUUGAAAUUGGCGCCCAAAAAGGAGCAUCACAAUACGACCUUCACCUGCCAGGCACAAAAUACCGCCGAUCGAACGUACAGAUCGGCGAAGCUCCUGCUGGAGGUCAAGUAUGCGCCCAAGGUCAGCGUUUCGGUGGUGGGUGGCGCCUUGGCGGGCGGUAAAAUUCCCGAGGGCGCCGAGGUCAUUCUCAGUUGCCAGGCCGACGCCAAUCCGCAUGAACUCAGCUACCGUUGGUUCAUCAACGAUGAGCUAAUGACCGGUGAUUUUACCACCAAAAUGAUUAUUCACAAUGUAUCGCGGCAAUAUCACGAGGCCACGGUCAAAUGCGAGGUGGUCAAUGCAGUGGGCAAAAGCGAGAAGAACGUCCAACUGGACAUCAGUUUUGGCCCCGUUUUCCGCCAGCGACCCGUUAGUGUGGAGGCCGAUCUGGGCGCCACUGUGAGCAUGCGUUGCGAGGUCGCCGGCAAUCCCACGCCCGAAAUCGAAUGGAUCAGCGAGAACAAUGAUAGGGUGGUUGGCAACGCACCGGAACUGAAGCUGAAGGUGAGCAGCGAGAACGCUGGCCGCUACUUCUGCAAGGCGGUGGUCAACGGAUUCCCCGAGAUCGGGGCCGAGGCGACGGUCUACGUGAAGAGGGCCCCGAUCAUCACGUCGCACAAGGUGCAGUUUGGCGGCGUCGGUGGUCGCGUGAAGAUCGACUGCCUGGCCUUCAGCAUCCCGAAGGCGGAGCACAUUCUCUGGUCGUUCGAGGGCAAGAUCAUCAAUAUGAGCAGUGCCGAUCCGGAUAUCUAUAUCUUCGAGGAGCACCACCUGCCGGAGGGCGUGCGAGCGGCGCUGAUAAUCAGGGACAGCAAGGCCACCCAUUUCGGCAAGUACAAUUGCACAGUGAUGAAUUCGUACGGCGGUGAUUCAUUGGUGAUAACCCUGCUGCGCGAACCCGGCAAUAUACCCGUUCUGCUGGUGGUCAUGGGCUCCAUGUUCUGCGUGGCCAUCGUCCUGAUGAUCGUGAUGAUCAUCAUUGUCUAUCGCAAGCGUCGCAGUCGCAAGAAGCCCAUGCCCGCUGACGUCAUCCCGGAGGCGUCACGUGGCGGUGACAAGCUGAAUGAACUGAAGAGCGAGCUGCGCUCGAAGGCCUACGAUGUGGAGUACUCGGAGGCGGGCGGCGAUGGUCUGGCCAUCAAUCUGACGCAAUCCCCCAUGCCCGAUGUCCAGAUGAAGGGCGCCACCCUGGGCGUUCCGCUCGCGGGACCCGUGAAGUUCGACGAGCGAUUCUCGGGCGACUUCGGUGGCGAUCGCUACAAUCGGCAGUGCCACAUCAAGAACCUGAAGAAUCAGCAGGAGACCGCCUACAAGGGCGGCAGUCCGCAGGCCAAUGGCUAUGCCCACUACUUCGAGUAUGCCCUGGACUACAGUCCGCCCGGCGAGGGCGGUGCGGCCGUGGUGGUGGGCGGCGGUGCUCAGGGUCAGGGUGGCGCCAAGGUCAAGAACGGUGGCAUGAACUCGGCUACGCUGCCCCACUCGGGCGCCUCUGUCAACGGGGGCGGCGCCGGCAAUGGGGGCGGGGCCAGUCUGCCACGCAACCAGCGACACGAACUUCAGCAGUCCCAGCAGGCGAACGGAUUUCUCGGUCAACCGCUACUUCAGAACGGCAUCGAUAGCCGAUUUAGCGCCAUCUACGGUAAUCCCUACCUAAGGACGAACUCCUCGCUGCUGCCGCCCCUCCCACCGCCCAGUACCGCCAAUCCGGCGGCCACGCCCGCCCCGCCGCCCUAUCAUGCAGCCCGCCACGGCCACGCCCACCAUGCCAACGGCGGCCUGAAGCACUUCGUGGGCGGCGCGGUGAUCACGACGAGUCCAGUUGGGAAUUUGAAUGGAAUGGGUGGCGGUGGAGGCGGAGGGGGUGGCUCAACGCCCAGUGGCGGAGGGGGCGUGGCAGCGGGCGGCAGCGUCAGCGGUAGCAGUUCGAAUUUAACCGCCAGCAGUAACACCUUGGCUGCCACGCCCCUGGCGGGCGGUGGCGGAAACGGCGGCCAGUGUGCCCAGAGUCCGUCCGGCCAAUUUAUACUGUCCAACAAUGGCAAGGGACACACGCAGAAAGGACCUCUGGCCACACACGUUUAAGUGGGAAGGCGAACUUUUCGAAAAUCCUGGAAAACGAAGGCAAAGAAGGAUAUAUAUAUAAAUAUGAAGCAUUAGCAUAACCCGUAAAUGUAUUAAAAAGCAGAACUUCUAGUGUGUAACCAUCCUUUUUUUUUGGUCGAUAAAUAUUAGCGUAAUUCUGGCUCAAGUGGUGUCAACUAUUUACGAUUGGGCCUCGCAAAGUAUAACUUCUACAUAUAAUUAUAUCAUGGCUGAAAUUUAAGCACUAAGAGCGAUUUUUCCUUUGCCUUUUUGUAAAUUUGUAUCGUACAGACCCGGAGGCAAUAGUUCGGCAUCCUUGAGCAAAAAACCUAACCAUGAAAAUAUAUUGUAUGUAAAGAAAAAAAAAACAGAAAAGAAAAGAAAACAAAAACCGUAUUGUGAUUUAUAGCGUUAAUUAUUUUACGGCAACGGCAAAUUAUAUCAACUAGUGCAAAUCUUAAGCUACUUAUCGAGUAAAAAAAUCGUAUAUCAAUUAAACACGAAACGUAUCGGAAAAGAAAUGAGAAGGGAAAAGCAUAAACAUAAACAUAAACCAACUACCAAACUUGAAAAGUUCAUUUUAAACAGCGAGUUGCAUACAAUUUUAAAAAACAAAAACCGAAAAUCAAUUCAAUUAAAUAGAAACGUAAUUAUGAAAUGCCUGUAGUUAGUUUCAAUUAAAUGAAAGGGA